CUUCCACCCACGCAAUUCCCCACUUUGACACCAAAAGGAGCAGCAGCCAUGUCGUUCGGACAGCCCGCCCAGGCCGGCGGGUACUUGAACCCGAACAACGAUUACACCAUCGGCGAGGCCAUUAAUGACGGUAUCCAGGACCUGGCGUGGAGCCCCACGAGCAACGUGCUUGUGUCAGGCAGCUGGGACAACUACGUGCGCUGCUGGGAGGUGCAACAACAAGGCACACAGUUCAACGCCGUCGCCAAGGCACAGAUCGCGCACGAGGGUCCCGUACUGUGUACGGCCUUUAGCGGGGAUGGCAGCGCGGUGUUCUCGGGAUCAUGCGAUAAGACAGCCAAAAUGUGGGUGCUAAAUGGACCCGCGCAGGGCCAGCAGAUCGCUGCGCACGACGCUCCGAUCCGCAGCAUUGCUGCAAUUCAGGAGGCUAACUGCGUGGCCACGGGUAGUUGGGAUAAGACGCUUAAGUACUGGGACACGCGGUCACCCACGCCCAUGGCCUCAGUGCAGCUCUCGGAGCGCUGCUACGCCAUGGAUGUCAAGCACCCGCUGCUCGUUGUGGCCACAGCCGACCGCCAAGUGCACAUUUUUGACAUCCGCAAACCGUCGCAGAUCUACAAGUCGAUCCAGUCGAAUCUCAAGUUCCAGACGCGGACGAUUGCGUGUUUUCCGGAUGCUUCGGGUUUCGCCAUCGGUUCGAUCGAAGGACGUUGCGCUAUUCAGCACGUCGAGGACAAGGACAAGAGGUGCGUGCUGAGCUUGAAUAACUCCAGGCGAUAUUUUUGUACAUGUUACGCCUGUUGUGAUGACAGGAAUGACUUCGCGUUCAAGUGCCAUCGCGAUGGAUCGGAUAUUUAUCCAGUGAGCAGCAUCGCGUUCCACCCGUUCGGCACGUUUGCUACCACGGGCGGAGAUGGCACGUUCUGCUUCUGGGACAAGGAUGCCCGUCAGAAGCUCAAAACUUUCAACAAAUGCAACCAGUCCAUUACGACCGGCAAAUUCAACGCGCGCGGAGAUAUCUUUGCCUACACGUUGUCGUACGACUGGUCUAUGGGCGCGGAGAAAUACAAUCAGAGCCAACCGAGCGUCAUUCGGCUGCACAGCGUGGCGGAGGCGGAAAUCAAGCAGAAGAAAAAGCCAGGUACUGGGUCGCGGAAUUCGUUCUAGAAACGUAAGCCACAAGCCGCGGACAAACCGUCGGGGCGUGGCUUUAUCUGUGCGUGUUUCUUGCGGCUACACUUGCUGCAUCUGUCUCGAUUUUCCCCAACUUAAUAUUUGUUCUCGUCUGCUUUUGUGUUUGCCCCGCUAGCCUCUAGAUAAAGUAUUGAUCCACCCCCAUCGUCGACCGCUCACGCCUCAACUCGACCUCUGUUCAGCUCGAAGCCAGUUGCAUUUAUCGCCUUCCGUUGCUCAAGGCGGGACAGAAUUUGCAAGACAAGAAAGAUGCCAGAGGUCACACAUUCGUUCAAAGGAGAAUGCAACACCAGUACCCAAUCAGUGUCUAUGAGUUGAUUUGCCAAACGCGUUUGUAUGUGUGUAUGUGCUGUGUUUACUGUGCCGGUUCGUGAGGUGCGCCAAGACGAUCCAGUGCCUGCGUCGCCUCCUGCAGUCCACCCUUCGCUGCCAACUGGUAGUACUGAAUGGCCUUCUCGUAGUCUGCCGGAAUUCCCUGGCCGUUCUCGAACAACUGUGCCAGACACAACUGCGCUUGCGGAAUUCCACCUUCAGCAGCUAGGAAGAAGAACUGUGCCGCCUUGGCAUGAUCCUGCUCAAUGCCGCGUCCAAGCAUGUAACAAGCUCCCA
Molecule: messenger RNA, 1803 nt
Organism: Phytophthora nicotianae INRA-310
Lineage: Eukaryota; Oomycota; Peronosporomycetes; Peronosporales; Peronosporaceae
Exons: 4
Coding region: 49-1167 (372 amino acids)
Biological process (GO): transcription-dependent tethering of RNA polymerase II gene DNA at nuclear periphery; RNA export from nucleus
Cellular component (GO): nuclear pore
Molecular function (GO): ubiquitin binding; RNA binding
Source: RefSeq, a predicted model, not a curated record